Molecule: messenger RNA, 6635 nt
Organism: Sus scrofa (pig)
Lineage: Eukaryota; Metazoa; Chordata; Mammalia; Artiodactyla; Suidae
Source: RefSeq, a predicted model, not a curated record
CUGGGGUGGCCGGGGACACACAGGAGCGGCGGCCACCGAGGAGGGAGCAGCGCCGGAGCCCCGACGGCGCCUCGCUGCAUGGAGCUGAGCGACUGAGAGCUGUCGCCACCCGACAGCUUCUGACUUCUUUCGGGACCCCGGCGUCCAAGCCCGCUCACCCUCUCUUGUCAGCCUCAGGGCGUCCAACGGCUCCGGCGGCCCCUGGGUCCCUGGGACCUGGCGUUCCGGGCGCCAGCCAUGGAGCGGUGCAGCCGCUGCCAUCGCCUCCUCCUGCUUGUACCGCUGGUGCUUGGGCUGAGCGCGGCCCCGGCCUGGGCAGGUGCAUCGCCCGUGGAUGUGCUUCGGGCCCUGAGGUUCCCCUCCCUCCCUGAUGGCGUCCGGAGGACGAGGGGCAUCUGUCCUGCUGAUGUGGCCUACCGAGUGUCUCGCCCUGCCCAGCUCAGUGCACCCACCCGCCAGCUCUUCCCAGGAGGCUUUCCCAAAGAUUUCUCUCUAUUGACUGCUGUCCGGACCCGCCCUGGCCUCCAGGCUCCGCUCCUGACUCUCUAUAGUGCCCAGGGUGUCCGACAGCUGGGCCUGGAGCUCGGCCGACCCAUCCGUUUCCUGUAUGAGGACCAGACAGGACGGCCUCAGCCCCCAGCUCAGCCCGUCUUCCGAGGCCUCAGCCUAGCAGAUGGCAAGUGGCACCGUGUAGCUGUGGCUGUGAAGGGCCAGUCUGUCACUCUCAUCCUUGACUGCAAGAAGCGUGUCACCCGGCCCCUCCCCCGAAGUGCUCAUCCAGUGUUGGACACCCAUGGAGUGAUCAUCUUUGGUGCUCGUAUCCUGGAUGAAGAAGUCUUUGAGGGUGAUGUCCAGGAGCUUGUCAUCAUUCCGGGGGUGCAAGCUGCCUACGAAUCCUGUGAACAGAAGGAGCUGGAUUGUGAGGGGGGUUGGAGGGAGACACCUCUGAAACAACAGUCUCACAGAACCCAGAGAUCUCCGAAGCAGCAACCACCGAGACUACACAGGCCGCAAAACCAGGAGCCCCAGCGACAGCGGCCUCCAAGACCCCACCACAGGGCUCCCCCUUCCCCCAGGGGGCGUCGGACCCCUCCCCGAAAGCCUACCCCACCUGCCAAGAGGUCAGCGGCCCGGCAGGCGUCCCCCUCACCAGACUGGAGGUCCUCUCGAAUUGGUGGAGGUCCUGGCCCCGCGCGGAGCCAGCCUCCCCUCUCCCGGCGCCCAGCUCGGCGGGCAGCUCCCCCCACUGCCCGGGGCCCCCCCAGGACCAGAGGCAGCGGUUACCGGCAGGACCCCACCCCAGGUGGAGAGGAAGGAAUUCUGGAGUCAAGCCCCUUGCCACCCCCUGAGGAGGAGCAGACAGAUCUCCAGGUCCCCUCCACAGCCGACAGGUUCCUGACAGAGGAAUAUGGGGAGGGUGGCACAGAGCCCCCAACAGGGCCCUACGAUUACACCUAUGGCUAUGGGGACGAUUAUCGUGAGGAGACGGAACUUGGCCCUGCCCUCUCUGCGGAGACAGCCCACUCAGGAGCCGCUGCCCGUGGACCCCGGGGGCUGAAGGGAGAGAAGGGGGAGCCUGCGGUGCUGGAACCUGGCAUGCUGGUGGAGGGACCCCCUGGUCCAGAAGGCCCCGCGGGAUUGACUGGUCCCCGUGGUAUCCAAGGCAACCCCGGCCCCGUUGGAGACCCGGGCGAGAGGGGCCCCCCUGGCCGAGCAGGGCUCCCCGGAUCAGAUGGGGCCCCUGGCCCCCCUGGCACAUCUCUCAUGCUCCCAUUCCGGUUUGGCAGUGGAGCGGGUGACAAGGGCCCGGUGGUGGCGGCCCAGGAGGCUCAGGCCCAGGCAAUUCUGCAGCAGGCACGGCUGGCGCUCCGCGGACCCCCUGGCCCCAUGGGAUACACGGGCCGCCCCGGACCCUUGGGUCAGCCUGGGAGCCCUGGCCUGAAAGGAGAAUCUGGAGACCUAGGACCUCAGGGCCCCAGAGGACCUCAGGGCCUGACGGGCCCUCCGGGCAAGGCUGGGCGAAGGGGCCGGGCGGGUGCUGAUGGAGCCCGAGGGAUGCCCGGGGAACCUGGAGUGAAGGGUGACCGUGGUUUUGAUGGACUCCCAGGGCUACCUGGGGAGAAGGGACACAGGGGUGAUACCGGUGCCCAGGGCCUUCCUGGGCCCCCUGGUGAGGAUGGAGAGAGGGGAGAUGAUGGCGAGAUUGGGCCUCGGGGGCUGCCUGGAGAGUCCGGACCUCGAGGUCUCCUUGGCCCCAAAGGCCCACCUGGGAUUCCUGGACCCCCAGGAGUCCGAGGCAUGGAUGGUCCCCACGGCCCCAAAGGAAGCUUGGGCCCCCAGGGAGAGCCAGGACCUCCUGGACAACAGGGCACUCCUGGGACCCAGGGUCUCCCUGGGCCCCAAGGUGCCGUUGGCCCUCAUGGAGAGAAGGGCCCUCAAGGGAAACCAGGCCUCCCCGGCAUGCCCGGCUCAGACGGACCUCCGGGUCACCCUGGCAAAGAAGGUCCCCCUGGAACCAAAGGAAACCAGGGUCCAUCUGGUCCUCAGGGUCCUCUGGGAUACCCAGGACCUCGAGGUGUCAAGGGUGUGGACGGGAUUCGAGGUCUGAAAGGUCACAAGGGUGAAAAGGGCGAGGAUGGCUUUCCUGGGUUCAAAGGUGACAUGGGUGUGAAAGGUGACAGGGGCGAGGUUGGAGUCCCAGGUUCCAGGGGAGAGGAUGGUCCUGAGGGGCCAAAGGGACGCACUGGACCCACCGGAGACCCUGGGCCCCCCGGGCUCAUGGGCGAGAAGGGCAAGCUGGGUGUUCCCGGUCUGCCUGGCUACCCCGGACGCCAGGGUCCCAAGGGGUCUCUGGGAUUUCCUGGUUUCCCUGGAGCCAGUGGUGAGAAGGGAGCCCGGGGCCUCUCGGGGAAACCCGGGCCUCGGGGAGAACGUGGCCCCACGGGUCCACGGGGUCAGCGGGGACCCCGAGGCGCCACUGGGAAGUCUGGAGCCAAGGGAACAUCUGGUGGUGAUGGUCCCCACGGGCCCCCCGGAGAGAGGGGUCUCCCUGGACCUCAGGGCCCCAACGGAUUUCCUGGCCCCAAAGGACCUCCGGGCCCCCCUGGGAAGGACGGGCUGCCGGGACACCCGGGCCAGAGAGGAGAAGUGGGUUUCCAAGGAAAGACUGGCCCCCCGGGCCCCCCGGGAGUGGUGGGACCCCAGGGAGCCGCAGGAGAAACCGGGCCCAUGGGUGAGCGAGGUCACCCAGGCCCCCCGGGCCCUCCUGGAGAGCAAGGACUGACUGGAACAGCUGGAAAAGAAGGAACGAAGGGGGACCCCGGUCCCCCUGGAGCCCCAGGAAAGGAUGGUCCUGCUGGUCUGAGGGGCUUCCCAGGAGAGAGGGGCCUUCCUGGCACUGCGGGUGGACCUGGUUUGAAGGGAAAUGAAGGUCCAGCUGGUCCCCCCGGCCCUGCGGGCUCUCCUGGGGAGCGAGGUGCAGCAGGAUCUGGGGGACCCAUUGGCCCCCCAGGGCGCCCGGGACCACAGGGCCCUCCUGGAGCAGCAGGAGAGAAAGGCGUCCCGGGGGAGAAAGGCCCCAUCGGUCCUACUGGCCGCGAUGGGGUGCAGGGUCCAGUGGGGCUUCCUGGUCCUGCUGGACCCCCAGGCGUGGCAGGAGAGGAUGGAGACAAGGGUGAGGUGGGCGACCCUGGACAGAAGGGCGCUAAAGGGAACAAGGGCGAGCAUGGCCCUCCUGGACCCCCUGGACCCCUUGGUCCUGUGGGGCAGCCUGGAGCAGCGGGGGCAGAUGGGGAGCCCGGUGCUCGGGGUCCCCAGGGGCACUUUGGUGCCAAAGGUGACGAAGGAACAAGAGGAUUCAAUGGGCCUCCAGGACCCAUUGGUCUGCAGGGUUUGCCAGGCCCCUCAGGGGAGAAGGGAGAGACAGGAGACGUGGGCCCUAUGGGACCACCGGGCCCCCCAGGACCUCGAGGCCCAGCUGGACCCAACGGAGCUGAUGGUCCUCAAGGCCCCUCAGGAGGUGUUGGGAACCUGGGUCCCCCUGGAGAGAAGGGGGAGCCAGGAGAGUCGGGAUCUCCGGGAGUCCAGGGCGAGCCCGGUGUCAAGGGUCCCCGCGGCGAGCGUGGGGAGAAAGGAGAGUCGGGGCAGCCUGGAGAGGUGGGACCACCAGGGCCUAAAGGCCCCACGGGAGACGAUGGUCCCAAAGGAAACCCCGGUCCUGUUGGUUUUCCUGGUGACCCUGGGCCUCCUGGAGAAGCUGGCCCCCGGGGCCAGGAUGGCGCUAAGGGGGACCGUGGAGAGGACGGAGAGCCAGGACAGCCUGGAUCCCCUGGUCCCACUGGGGAGAACGGACCUCCUGGACCACUUGGAAAGCGGGGUCCUGCCGGUACCCCUGGCCCUGAGGGGCGACAAGGAGAGAAAGGCGCCAAGGGGGAUCCCGGUGCUGUGGGCGCCCCGGGAAAGACAGGCCCCGUGGGUCCUGCAGGCCCGGCAGGAAAACCUGGUCCUGAUGGUCUGCGGGGGCUCCCGGGCUCAGUGGGUCAGCAAGGCCGUCCUGGGGCCACGGGCCAGGCCGGGCCUCCAGGUCCUGUGGGACCCCCAGGGCUUCCUGGUCUCCGGGGCGAUACUGGGGCCAAGGGAGAGAAGGGUCACCCAGGUCUCAUCGGGCUGAUCGGCCCCCCUGGGGAGCAGGGAGAGAAGGGCGAUCGAGGACUUCCUGGGCCUCAGGGAUCCACUGGACAGAAGGGAGAGACAGGCAUCCCAGGAGCAUCUGGCCCUAUUGGUCCUGGAGGGCCCCCCGGCCUCCCUGGACCUGCUGGCCCCAAAGGAGCCAAAGGAGCCACGGGCCCGGCCGGACCCAAGGGAGAGAAGGGCGUCCAGGGCCCUCCAGGCCACCCAGGCCCCCCAGGCGAGGUGAUCCAGCCCCUGCCCAUCCAGAUGCCCAAGAAGACGCGGCGCUCAGUGGACGGCAGCCGUCUGAUGCAGGAAGAUGAGGCCAUGCCGACUGGGGGUGCCCCGGGCAGUCCCGGGGGGCUGGAGGAGAUCUUUGGCUCACUGGACUCCCUUCGGGAGGAGAUUGAGCAGAUGAGGCGGCCCACGGGGACCCAGGACAGCCCAGCUCGCACCUGCCAGGACCUGAAGCUCUGCCAUCCAGAGCUCCCUGACGGAGAGUACUGGGUGGACCCCAACCAGGGCUGUGCCCGCGAUGCCUUCCGGGUUUUCUGCAACUUUACUGCAGGAGGGGAAACCUGUGUGACGCCCAGGGAUGACGUCACGCAGUUCUCCUACGUGGACUCCGAAGGCUCCCCGGUGGGUGUGGUCCAGCUCACCUUCCUGCGGCUGCUCAGCGUCUCUGCCCACCAGGAUGUGUCCUACCCGUGCUCCUCCGGGGAGGAUCAGGAUGGCCCCCUGAAGCUCCGGGGGGCCAACGAGGAUGAGCUGAGUCCAGAGACCAGCCCCUAUGUCAAGGAAUUCAGGGACGGCUGUCAGACACAGCAAGGCCGGACGGUGCUAGAAGUUCGAACACCUGUGCUGGAGCAGCUGCCAGUGCUGGACGCCUCCUUCUCAGACCUGGGGGCACCCCCGAGGCGGGGAGGGGUGCUGCUGGGGCCUGUCUGCUUCAUGGGCUAGGACCUCCUCCUCUGUCUGACCCUGUCCGUCGAAACCAGGCCCACCUGGAAUCCCACAGCCUCCGCUCUGUGCCACCUCGCAGGAGGGCUCCUCACCACCUAGGGGGCCUUGGGCCAGGGCACCGAGGGCCCCCUGGUCAGGGGCAGUCCCGGGGAGGGGUGCACUGGGGGCUCACUGCCCUCCCACCUGGAGCCUGUGCCCUGUUCGACAGCUGAGACCCUUAUUUAAAAAUUUACCUCCCAAUCACCCCAAACAAGUGGAAGAGAAGAGAAAGGACACUGUGUAUUUUGUAUUUAAAAGUAAUUAUAUUAAUUAUUUAAAGAGUGGAAAACAAAAUAACAAAAAAGAUAAAGAGAGAAAUGCCAACAAAGACCAGCGGACUUUGGAGACAGGGCUCUCCUGGGUGAGCCCCGGCACCCUCAUCCUUGCCUCAGGGCCUUCCUCAGUGACGGUGGGGGGUUGGGGGCUGAGCCCCACCUCCCUCGCACCCCACCUGCAGCACCCACUGUGAACGCUGGAAUAUAUAGUCUCCUUUGUCUCAGGGCUCUGCCUCUCUCUGCCCAGGGUGGGGCUCUCUCAUCUCUACCUACCAGGCAUUUGGCUCCCUGACCCAUGUACCUGCUGUCUCUCACUUGGUCGGGGGCUUGCGGCAAGUGCCUGCUCCUUGGGGACCUGGCCACACCCCCAGGGGAGUCAUGGAAUAGGGAAGGGUGUGUGCAGGGCCUGGGUUCAUUCAGAGACUGUUAAAAUAUUGAAACAUUGACACUCUUCCAUAGUAGGUGGGAAAUCGCCAUGGCCCUGAGUCCCCUCCCCACCCCCAAGUAUCCCACUGCCACCCUGGCCACCCUGCCCCUCCCUCGGGCACCCCUUCAUGUUCCCUGAUCCUGCAGUAAAAGGUUAAUGUGUGGCAUAUGGAUGGAAGGCACUCCCAGGACCUUGUCUACACUAUGACCUGCGUCCAUUCUAACUGAUGGUUAAAAAAUGUGAUUGUCCCCUCCUGGGGUGUA